This is a messenger RNA of Spea bombifrons (plains spadefoot toad), 3881 nucleotides long. It is a transcript of the gene TMEM132B, whose product is annotated as transmembrane protein 132B. NCBI's taxonomy places the organism in Eukaryota, Metazoa, Chordata, Amphibia, Anura, Pelobatidae. Bases 340 to 3669 code for a protein of 1109 amino acids. The record is from RefSeq and is a predicted model, not a curated record. The transcript is spliced from 9 exons.
UGGGAAGAUGCUUCCUUGCGGAGAGCGCAGAGCUGAAGCAUCCCAUUCAUCCUCUCGCAGCAAGUGCAGCCGGAGCCGCGAUCUGCACGUGUGAGCUCACAGCUGCCCCUGGAGUCAAGGAGGCAGCCUGCAAAGUGCAUGCCGGAGGACCUUUAAGUAUGCCUUAAAAAAGUCUCCCUGCCAUUCCAGGACAUUGCUUUUGGAUUAAGCACUGAUGUUCUACAGCUUUCAAAGUUGAUCCCAAACCCACCACGUAUCCUGCAGGAGAUGAACUACUCCAGCCCAAGUUGGAUUAACCAGGUGCUUCUAAUGGAUUGAUCUUUAGUAUCAGAGGAGGAUAUGGCCUUUACUCAUUAUAAUAACUCGGUGAAGCUCCAUCUGGGGAUAACAAAGAUGAGUGUGUGGCUUGGGAGCUGCAGAAUAAUGUUUCUCCUUCCUGCCCUGCGCCUGGUUUUGCUUGCCCUGCUGUGGAAAGUGACAGACUGUAGAGUGACAAUGGACACCAUACAAAGGUUUUCAUCCCUCCCUGUAUAUUUACCUGUAAACUACCAUAUCUGCAAUGCCGAUGUCUCUUUCUUCCUUAAAGAGGCCAACCAGGACCUCACAAAGAACUCCAGUCUGCAGUCUCGAACAGAACCAAUCUUUCUAUACAAAGCCAGUGUGCCACCAGGGAUAAACGCCACGUAUGGACCUUAUUCAGCAGAACAAACAGUACCUCGAAAUUUGAUUUUAACCUCAAACACUUUCAGUUCCACCAAUAAAUUCACAUUUAACUGGCAGUUAAGGUCCCAUAUAAUCGAAAGCUCCAUAUAUUCAAAUAAACCAAAAGUACAGGUGUUGUUUUAUAUAGCUGGAAAAGAAUGGAAUGACUAUACCUCAACUGAGGUUUUACCAUGUGUGAAGAUGAUUGCAGUUUUGGACAGUAGGGAGCUUUCAUCAAGUUGUAGACUGAAAGGUAAUUUAGGACUUUGUGUGGCAGAACUUGAGCUCUCAGCCAGUUGGUUAACAACUUCCCUACCUCCCAAGGAUCCUAAUGAUUCCUCUCCACCCCAAGGAGUCCCAGUUGAACUCCACCAAGUCAUCUAUACCACUGGUGAAAACGAAGAGUGUUCCACUGAGGAAAUUAAAUGGACGAAUAGGAUUCACUCAAAUAAAGACGAUAGUCAAACAUUCUCAUCAGCAAUGGAACGAAUUGGCAGUGUAAUUGUUUACCCAACUCAAGACACUCUGAGAGUAUCAGUACUUAGACUGGAUAACAAUAUUCUUAUCCGUUUUCCCCAAAGUCCAGUGAAGGUUGGGGACAUCGUGACAUUUUUUGUUUCAAUGGUUGGAGGCUCAUCUACACAUCAGUUCAUGUUGAGGGUUAAAGCAGCACUCGGAGCUAAAGUUUUAGCUGUGAGAGUCGAUGACCCUGAACAGUGGGUAGUACGGAAACAGAUCGAACAUGGUGAGAAGCACACAAUGGCCACGCUAGUCUGUGUGCGCCAGGGUCCUUUGUUCCAGAACAGAGUCAACGAUUCGUUGUAUGAAAUUCUACAAAUGGACUUUGAAAUGGACAUCGGAAGUGGCUUGGCUGGAGCCCAGCAGAUUACAUGGCAGGUGGAAUACCCAGAAGAAGAUUCUGUCAGUGAACUAAUGAUCUCUGAAAUCUUUGUCAGCCAAACAACAUUUGCAGGGAUUGUGCCUCUGGCCAUGGACACUGAACUUCUUAACACAGCCAUCUUGACAGGAAGGGCAAUGUCUAUCCCUGUGAAGGUGGUAGCUGUACAGGAAGAUGGCUCUGUGAUUGAUGUGUCUGACUCCACCGAGUGCAAGUCAGCAGAUGAAGAUGUCAUAAAGGUCUCAGACAGGUGUGACUCUAUUUUUGUCAACGGGAAGGAAAUGAAAAGCAAAGUGGGCACCAUUGUAAACUUCACCUACCAGCAUAUCACCACCCAGCUGGAGGUGACUGUCUGGGCUCCGAGACUUCCUCUGCAGAUAGAGAUAUCUGACACUGAACUCAGCCAAAUUAAGGGCUGGAGGAUCCCUGUAAAUAUAAAUAAACGACCAACACGGGACAGUGAAGAUGAAGAAGAUGAUGAGAAGAAAGGACGUGGAUGCUCUCUGCAAUACCAGCAUGCAAUGGUCCGGGUUUUCACUCAAUUUGUAGCAGAGUCUUCUGAUGUUGGAGGGCAGCUAACCUAUAUGCUUGGGUCUGAUUGGCAUUUUGACAUCACUGACCUUGUGAGUGACUUUAUGAAGGUAGAAGAACCCAAAAUAGCUACACUGGAAGCAGGGAAGGUUCUUGUUGGACAUGAACAAGGAAUAACAACAGUACAGGUUCUCUCUCCAAUGUCUGAUUCCAUCCUGGCUGAAAAAACUGUCACUGUGCUGGAUGAUAGAGUAGGAAUUGUAGAACUUGGAGUUCAACUUAUCACCGGACUCUCACUGUCUGUGCAAUCAAGCAAAGCAAACAAGAAAGUGCUUGUUACAAGCACAACAGCCAGUGAUAUCCUGCACGACUUCAAGCAGGAGGCGGUGAUCAGUGUGUGGACCCUGUUUAGUGAUGGCUCAGUAACGCCACUGGACAUUUAUGAGAGCAAGGACUUCUCAGUUGUGGUGUCUUCACUGGAUGAGAUGGUAGUAUCAACAUAUCAAAAUCCUUUGUCUAACUGGCCAGUUGUAGUUGCAGAGGGUGAAGGGCAAGGUCCAUUAAUUAAGUUGGAAUUAGGUAUAAGUGAAAUUUGCCAAAAGUCCAAGAGGAAGAGCAGCCUUGCAGUUGGAACUGGAACCAUUAAAGUUAAAUUUGGUCAAAAAGAUUCCGACCAAAAAGGAAAUAUUAAUGAAAUCCGCAAUGAAGAUGAAGAGUUUAAAAAACACACAAGCAAGACAACGGAGAAGGCUGCUGAACAAGACAGGGCAGUAAACGAAUGGCCUAAGCAUGGAACAUCUUUAAUAAAUUUGGAUGAUAAUGUUAACAAAAAUUCAACAUCUGAUUUACCAGAAGACUACCAAAAGAACUAUAACGAUGGACAUAUACAUAUUAUUCCCAUAGCAUACACCAUAUUUCCUACACGAAUUGUCUCUUCAGAACGCAAUCAGGGGAGUGAAUUUACACAGCCAUCACGGGGGUUAACAGACUUGGAAAUAGGCAUGUAUGCUCUUCUUUGUGUGUUUUGCCUUGCAAUUUUAGUCUUUUUAAUAAAUUGCGUGGCAUUUGCUUGGAAGUAUAGACAUAAAAGAUUUCCUGUGGCUGAUCAGACCAAUAUUCCUCAUUCUCAUGACUGGGUAUGGCUUGGAAAUGAGGUGGAAUUGUUAGAGAACCAAGCAGAUAUUCCCCUACCAGUUGAAGAGUGCACUACCAUGAUUGACAGGAGGUCAGAGUUUGAAGAGAGCAAUUUUCUUCUCAAUGGAAGUUCCCAAAAGAACCCAUACAGUCAAAUUAUUAGACCAUCUGAUUAUACUUAUGAAAAAGAAGUCCAAAGUGAGCCGUUAAACCCAGGAGGAUCUAAAAGGAAACGUGUAAAAUUUACAUCCUUUACCACUAUCCUACCUGAAGAGGGAGGUCCAUAUACCAAUGCGGUUAUUUUUGGAAAUGAAGAAAAUAUUAAGUGGGUUUGUCCAGAUAUGAACCUUGGGGAUUCACGGGAGCUUAGGGACUACAUGGAUAGCCUCCAGGAAAAUGUGUAACAUAUUUUACAAUGUUUAUAUUCACCUUUAUGCCUUGUUUGUUUGUUUUUUUUUUGCUUUGUAUUCUUUUGGGGGUAGCACUAUCCAUUCAGCAAUAGGGGAGGAAUGAAAAUCCUUCAUGUUUAUGAUUGACAAUGCCGCCAACACAUUGUUUGAGUCUGAAACAAAAAAGUGCACAAAAAUAAUUGAUUAAAGUAAUUUAUAUCAUAAAA